AUGGCGGAGGAGGAGAAGCUGCCCGCGGGCUGGGAGAAGCGGAUGAGCCGCAGCUCCGGCCGCGUCUACUACUUCAACCACCUCACGAACGCGAGCCAGUGGGAGCGCCCGAGCGGCGGGCGCAACGGCCCCGGCGAGCCGGCCCGCGUGCGCUGCUCCCACCUCCUGGUGAAGCACAACCAGUCGCGGCGCCCCUCGUCCUGGCGCCAGGAGAAGAUCACGCGGAGCAAGGACGAGGCCCUGGAGCUGAUAAACGGCUACAUCCAGAAGAUAAAAUCGGGAGAAGAGGACUUUGAAUCCCUUGCUUCCCAGUUCAGCGACUGCAGCUCGGCGAAAGCGGGAGGGGACCUGGGUGCGUUUGGAAGAGGGCAGAUGCAGAAGCCUUUCGAAGACGCCUCGUUUGCGCUGAGGGCCGGCGAGAUGAGCGGGCCGGUUUUCACAGAUUCAGGGAUCCACAUCAUCCUCCGCACAGAGUGAAGUGCCUUGGCGACACGGAGAAAGGAAAGGGCGAGGGGAAGAAAGGAGGAAAAAAACCCCACUCCAACCCUGCACUCUCCCAGAUGAACUUCAUAUCCAGUUAAAAAAAAAGCUCAUUUCAUAUCUCGGUAUCUUCUGUGGCACCUGACACGAUGGUUUUUGCCUGCAGAGGUGCCUGGUUAGCCAGGGGGGAGAACGGCAUCCAAACGAGACAGUCGCRUCCUUCCGGAGCGGAGAGAAUGUUGGAAAACACAACUCGGGCCCCGCCACGGCUGCGCGAGUUCUGGUGACGGGCCCCUCGGCGAGGACUUGUCCAUGCUGAAGGUGACACCUCAGCGCUUCCCACGGGAGAGCUCCGGAGUAUUUAUUGCAGCCAAGGCAACCUGUGGACUCCGGCGCUCUGGUGGCAGGAGCUCCCAACCCCUCUGCAUGUUUGCUCCGCUUCCCGGUAUCCCCCGUGAGAUGCGUUCGCUCCGCAGCCCGGCCCGCUGGUUUGUAGCAACGACUGCCCRAAGCCGUUCGGGAACGGCCUGUCCGUUGGGGAGCGCCGGCGUCCGCCUGUAGCUUCCCUCGGCGCGGCUGGGAACACCGCUCCGUCCUGUUGCUCGCGCUCCCAAAGGCUCGAGCGCAAACGAGGGCUUGGUGGCCAGGAAUUCCCGGCGCACGGAGGCCGGGAGCCGCUCCGGAGCGGCACUCCGUGCCUCGGGCCGGCCCCGGGAUUCUCCGUCCUGGCUAGAAGGCUCAUUCCCCGAGCUCCUCUCCAUCCGCUCGUGGUUUCCACGCUGUAAGUCAUUGUUUUCCGGUUGCGCCGCAUCGCUUAMGUUUAGUAAAAUAAAACCUGAAUAAUAAUUAAAAAAAAAGAAAAAAAAAAAAGCCCAGCUUUCAUCCGACGCAAACAAGCUGUAGAGUUCCCGUUCUCUUCCGCAGACAAUAAAGCCCUCUCCAAUCCAA
Molecule: messenger RNA, 1428 nt
Organism: Nothoprocta perdicaria
Lineage: Eukaryota; Metazoa; Chordata; Aves; Tinamiformes; Tinamidae
Gene: PIN1
Product: peptidylprolyl cis/trans isomerase, NIMA-interacting 1
Exons: 4
Coding region: 1-477 (158 amino acids)
Cellular component (GO): cytosol; nucleus
Molecular function (GO): peptidyl-prolyl cis-trans isomerase activity; protein binding
Source: RefSeq, a predicted model, not a curated record